AUGAUAGAAAAGACUUUGGAAUUACUGCUCACUCGGUCUACCAAGAAAUCCCUCUGGUAUCUGAGAACGGGCGAUUUUCUUGUUACAGACGACUGUCUGCUUGCUGCACUUGGUGUCCUGAUCAGUGCCAGUAUCGUCGGCGCUGGCUUCUCAGCCGAGGGGAUGGUUUUUGGCAACGCCGUGGGCAGCUUGACUCCAUGCGAGAUGCCAGACUGUAUCCGGCCACGAGAUGAUUUCUUUGGUUUCAUGUGCUUCGAUGUGGCCGACAUCGAGUCUAUCUUCAAUAUUUUCAGCUGGGUAGGAGUUGUAGGGGUUGGAUGGGUGUGCGAAUCAAUCUAA
Penicillium coprophilum is the source of this 339-nucleotide messenger RNA. RefSeq lists its product as uncharacterized. The record is from RefSeq and is a predicted model, not a curated record. The transcript has a single exon. NCBI's taxonomy places the organism in Eukaryota, Fungi, Ascomycota, Eurotiomycetes, Eurotiales, Aspergillaceae. The coding region runs from base 1 to 339 and encodes 112 amino acids.